AUGGGUUGCGUUGUAUCUUGUGUCCAAGCUGUCUUCCAUUCCAUCGGCGCUUGCCUGAUGGCCAUCGUCAAUACCAUCGGUGCUGUCCUCCGCGCUAUCAUUGACGGCGUCGUCACCGUCCUCGAUGCGAUCAUCUCCUGCCUGACUUGCGGUGGAUGCGGAAGAAGAGGCGGCGGCCGUCGUCGUAGGGCGGCGGUUUGA
Penicillium pulvis is the source of this 201-nucleotide messenger RNA. RefSeq lists its product as uncharacterized. Lineage: Eukaryota; Fungi; Ascomycota; Eurotiomycetes; Eurotiales; Aspergillaceae. The record is from RefSeq and is a predicted model, not a curated record. The transcript is spliced from 2 exons. Bases 1 to 201 code for a protein of 66 amino acids.